ACAUGCACAUACACACACAGGCGGUGUCUCCAGUCGUGCCCACACGCUGCUCUGGUCUAGCCCUGAGGGUGAGCAGGCAUCACAGGACGAGGGGACCAGAGCUGAGGAGAGACAGACCAGACCAGGACAGGGCAUGGGCUGCUGCGGAGGUGGCAGCAAUCUCCACCCAUGGCUGGGAGACGGCAGACCCCCAGGGGUGUCACCCCCAGAUAGCUAGCUCACUCCAUUGGCCACAGCUGGCUGUGUACCCAGGCCAGACUGCAAACCUGAAGUCUUGAUGGUAGAAGCAGCCCCGCUGCUACCUGGAGAGGUUGUAGCCUGGGCUUGGGGUUGGAUGAACCUGAGAGGUCCUUGCUCCCCCUUACCGGCCGGGUGACCUUUGCAAGCUCCCUAACGCCCCCCCCCAACCUAGGCUGUUUUGUGGGGGCAGAUUCCCACCCUCAGUGCUGCUGGCAUUUGGGGUCCAGUGAUUCUUUGUGUGGGGGCCAUCCUGUGCCCUAUAGGGUGCUGAGCAGCAUCCCUGGCCUUCACCCACUUGCUGCUGGUAGCAUCCCCUGUCUUUACAACCAAAAAGUAUGUUUCCUAGAAAUGCCAUUGCCGCUGUCCCCUGUGGCAGUGACUGCUGGCCCAGUGCCUCCCUCUGCACUGGCCCUUCUCUUUAUCUAGGGACAUGGGUGGCCUUGCUCCUCUGGCUGUACUUGGCUGGUGGAGGAGUGGUGGGAGGGGAACCCCAGGUUCUGUGUGCCCACGUACUCAUAUCAGUGGCAUUGCAGCAGUCCCAGGGGCAAGGCAAUGACUCGGGGACAUUGUAAUUGUCCUUCCGUCACACUCACACAAUACAUUGGCGGCUCCCUCCCCACUCCCCUCUCUUUGCUUGACUGUCAGAAGACACCCAGACAGGUUACUUCUCACUACGUCCCUGCUCCACUACCCCCACUGCCUGUCCUCCCAACAGCCAGUGGGUGCUGCUAGUCCAACAGUCAAAGCCCUCUGCCCCAUGCUGGCCAGGCCAUGGGGUCUGCCCUCCACCUCCUGGCCUUGUCAUCUCCUCGUCUUCCUCCUCCUCAUUACAGCCUCACUGGCUCCCUGGUCCUCCUUCAUGCACUGGACCCUCCUGCCUCAGGGCCGCUGCGCACACUGUUCCCUCUGCCUACAACGCCCUUCCCAGUGGUCUCAGCAGGCUUCUCCCCUCAUUCCUUCAAACAUCUUAGCGUCUGUCCUUGGAGGGGCCAUCUCUGUCCACUCCUUUUGAAACAUGCCCCCUCCCUGUCUAUCCAAUUCCAAUGCAGGGGACAGGGGUUGCUGACUGUUGACUUCGGGUUGAGGGGAAGAGCCAGGUGUGUACUCGGUCCCCUCUGGCCUCUGUGUGGCCCGGCCAGCACUCUGGUCCCAGGUCUGCCUGCUGCACUGCUUGGCCCUUGGACUGUCCUCAGCUUCAUGGCGCUCAGUAGGUCACAGGCCAGUGGCUCCAUUUUCACUUUCCUGCCACCCCCUCACCUGGGAGCCCAGCUGUCAGAGGGGAUGUGCCCUGAGACCCUGGAGACACCAGGUGACCCCCGCAGGAGGUGAGCAUUCAGGAAGCCUCAGUGGACCAGACCUCGGUGGGGGUGCGGGAGCCUGGAGCAGCUCACUGUGGAAGUUCUCUCCCUCUGUGCCCAACGUUCCAGGUUCCGUCGGAAUGUUCCCCCCCACCCCUCAGGGUGCUAGGGACACAGAGACAAGGCAGGUGAGACCCCAUCUUCUAGGUAAUGUUUUGGCAGUCUCGGAGAAAGCACUAGAACGUGGGCCUUGGUGCCACAUGGUGGCUGUGGGAUGGUGGGAGGGGCACUGGAGCUGACCCGGCCAGCCUUGCUCCAUCCACAUGUGAUCGAUCUCAAGAGGCGGAUGGCUAUCCUGUGUCCCCAGCAGGCUGCAGGAGGACCAGGUGACGGAGGAGACAGGCCCAGGCCCCGAUGCCCUGUGGCCCAUUGGCAGGGAAACCUGUGUGAUGCUGUUGCCCCAGGUGGAGAGGCAGGAGAACUAAGACGCAGCGAUGCAUCCGGCAACUCCAGGAGGGAUGGGUGAGAGUUGGGUGAGUGGGGUGGUGAGCGGGGUGGCACAGCGUGACACCUGGCAGUGGGGCUGGGCACAGGCACAGGCCCACUCUCCAGUGUCCUGGGGCAGGAAACACUUGGCUGGUGCUGGCCUGACCCUGGCCCAAACUGCCAAGUAUGCAGGGUGCCCAGGUCUGCUCAGUGUCACCAGUUCCGAGGAGCUGGUUCCGACGUGCACUUACUGCAUGCUCACUGCACGCUCCGAGCCCUUUUUCUCACCAUAUGUUCCCAUCACUCUGAGAUGGGGCAUUAUGGCCAAAAACUGAGGCCCAGGGAAGCCAGGUGCCUGGCGACAUGCUUAGCAAGUGAGCAGCCGAGUGAGGGUGUGAUAGGCCGAUAUACUGAUGCUUGGGGUGGGUGGGGCUCUAUGGACCUGCCCUCCCAUCAGUGAGUCAUAUCGUGAGCCUAUGGGUGCCUGGAGUUCGGCAGCUGCUCCUCUGGGCCCACCGUGCAGUAGGUGCGUCACGGGGCCUUUUUCCUGGUUGGUGGUGUUCCUCUCUGUUCCUCCCCUGUGUGGGCAUUGAGUCACCUCCAGGUUGGGCCAUCACGAAGGAAGCGCUGUGGACGUCCCUGCCAUGUCUUCUGGUGGGCUUAUGUGCUCAUUUCCCUUGGGUCUAUGCCCAACAAGGGACUGCUGGGUUGCAGGGUUUCUUGUAGGUUCUGGAGAUGCUGCUGGACAGUUGCCCAUGUGGCCACAUUAGUUCACAUGCCCAUGAGCCAUGGGCCACAUCCUCGAGACACUCGGUGUUGUCUGUGCUUUCAGUUGUCACCAUUCUUGGAGUAGGGGGUGAUGAGGCGUUCUUGACAUGAGAUGGCAAGACAAGGUGCCAGAGGAGAACUGAGGCUCCCUGUGGGACAAGCCUGCCUUCUCUGGACAGCAACUUUCCAGUGGACCUGGGAGAAAGAGAUAGCAGAGAGCCUGGGGGCAUACCCAGCCGGAAACAGAACUCAGGGCUAAUGGCGAGAGCUCCUGGAUGAUUCUGCCGUUAGCUGUAAAGAGACUGCUGACGGCAUUAUGCUCACGCAGAGGUGCACACACACACAUGCAUACUUGUGUUGCACAGGGGCUUUGUCUGAACGAGUUGGUGGCUGAUGGAUGGGGGCACUCCCAGUCUUCUUGAUCCUGGAGCACAGUGUCCCCAUGUUGCCAAAGAAAAACAUUUCUCUGCAAGUCACAUAUGAGCCCAUGGGCGGGGUUGCCAGAUUUAGCAACUGAAAAUACAGGACAGCCAGUCAAAUUUGAAUUUCAUAUAAGUGACGACUAACUUUUAAUGGAAGUAUGCCCCAAAUAUUGUUUGGGACAUCAAAAAAUAAAAAACCAAACCUAUUGCCAUUGAGUCAAUUCCAGCAGCUGGUGGGUUCGAACCGCCGAAUUUUCGGUUAGCAGCCAAGCGCUUUAACCAUUGUGCCACCAGGGUUCCUUUUGUAUGGGACAUAACUGUACUAAAAAAAUGAUUGGUGCUUGUCCAGACUUCAAAUUUACCUGCGUUUCUCUGUUUUCCCCUGGCAACCCGACCUAGAUGCUGGUUCCAACUCUUUCUCUCUCCCCUCUAGGGAACAAGGACCCAGGUUGGAGAGCCCUGCGGACCCACAGGCACAUCCGUUGGAAGAGGAAGAGCACAUUUCAAACCUUCGGGAAAGACCAUUUGGUGUGCUCCGUCCCCAGCACCGUGCCUCGAGACCCCAUCUGCUGUGGGUGCCGGAUAGGACUUGGGAGCCGCCUGCCUGUGCACAGAGCAGAGGCUGCUCUGCCCUACUGGGUGCCUCUGUCUCUGAGACCCCGGAAACAGAUCCAAAAGAUGGCCCGGGCUUAUAUCCCCAGGACCUCUAAGGUCUGUCCCUGCCCUUGCCACCAAUUUGGGGGUCGCCUCCCGACACCUAGAGACCAGGCAGUGAUGCCCUACUGGGUGCCACGGUACCUGAGGACACAGAAGGUGGAGAAAAGGCAGCAGAGUGUUAAAGCCUUCUCAGAAUGCCCCCUGGACUCGAACUCCUGGUACAAUCGCUGGCGGAUCUGCUGUGACACGCCCUUUCUCCUCAAGUGGCAAGAGCUGCAGGCCCUGCACCACGACACUCCUGCCACAGGGAGGGAAGUCAGCCUCCCUGACCCUGCCCUCCUGCCCCUCGGUCUCAGCUUCCUGACUCUCCUCCAUGCCGUCCUGAGGGUCCUCUCAGUCAUUCGGUGAGCUGGGGCCAGGGGGCAUGGCUGGGCGGCCCAGGCAGGUCCCCACCUUCCUGGGCUGGUCAGCCCCUUGCACAGGGGGUGCGACACUGCCCACCUCACAGGGGCUUGUGACACUCAGUUUGAGGUCGGGGCGUGGAAGGACUUAGUUAUACAGUUAAAGAAAAGGGUGAGAAAUGGAAGCGGCUGCUAUUACUAUUAUGUUGUUAAGGACCCCUAGUGGUGCAGUGGUUUAGCACUUGGCUGCUAACCGAAAGGAAAGGUCAGCUGUUGGAACUCACCAGCCGCUCCGCAGGAGAAAGAUGUGGCCAUCUGCUCUCGUAAAGAUUACAGCCUCGAAAACCCUAUGGGGCAGUUCUGCUCUGUCCUGUAGAAUCACUAAGAGUUGGAAUUGACUCGACGGCAAACAACAACAUUGUAUUGUUAUAAUAUACUUUUAUUACAUUUAACUUAAAUAAUUUAUUAUUAAAUAUAU
Molecule: messenger RNA, 4750 nt
Organism: Loxodonta africana (African savanna elephant)
Lineage: Eukaryota; Metazoa; Chordata; Mammalia; Proboscidea; Elephantidae
Gene: C21H16orf95
Product: chromosome 21 C16orf95 homolog
Exons: 6
Coding region: 3614-4279 (221 amino acids)
Source: RefSeq, a predicted model, not a curated record